UAUGCAUUGGUAUUUCAGGAUUUGGACUACUUAAGCGAAGGUCUUGAAGGAAGAUCUUUCAAUCCAGUUGCUCUUCUCUUCGACCAACUUCAGCGACCCAACACUGAUCUAGGACUUGAACAAGGGUCUUGUCUCAAAUGGAUUUACAACCCUUCUCACAGUGUCAAGCACUUGGUCCUGGGGUGUGGCCCUCCAGGGGGGAGCUGGCAUAACAUGCAUGGCUCUCAAUUGACACUCAGCCUUAACAACUGGUUAGAGUUACCGGGAUUGGAAUUCCAGGACUGGUUACGAGAACAUCGACAUGAAGCAGUGCGUAAACCCUGCACUUUAGUGAAAAAUAGAAUUGAAAGUCCUGGAAACAGUUAUGAUCGUGCAACGACAAGCCAUAUUGCAGAGUAUUAUAAGGAUUAUGUUGACAAGAUGGACUUGUCAGGCUAUUUCUCAAAUGAUUCCAAAGUCCUAUCAGUCAAGCAUGGAAGUGAUGGACUAUGGGAGAUUCAUGGCGUAAAGGGAAAUUACCCAGACGAGCUUGUACCAUUUGCUGUCAAUGCAAAUAAUGUCGUGCUUGCUACUGGUAACAGUGUUGCAAAGACUCUUGGAAUUCCUGGUGAACGACACCAGUUUGUUUAUCAUCAAAUGGAGGAUUUGGAAAAUCUUUUUGGGGACUUGGAAGUGUUAGACUCACAGCCAGAUCCAUGCUUGGUAGUCGGAGCUGGACUUUCAGCUGGUGAUGCCAUCCUUUCACUCUUAUGCAAAGGCAUCCCAGUCAUACAUGCAGUUCGCAGGAGUGUAAAUGACCCAAGCAUAAUUUUCAAUAACCUUACGCCGACAGUCUACCCUGAAUAUAGUCUUAUUCGAGAGAUGAUGAAAGGUACUCAUGACAAAGCUCUUGAUGGUACUUACCAAUGUUUAGCCAAGACCAAACUAGUGGAGAUCCGUAAAAAUAGAGAAUGCAUCCUGAAGAAAACAGAUGGUACACUAUUCAAGAAAAAAGUCUCAUAUGUCUUUAUUCUCAUUGGCAUGAGUCCUGAACUGUCAUUCUUACAUGGAGUUAAUUCACUUGGCAUUGAGAAAAAACUUCCACUGGACAGCAAGAAAAAUCCUGUAGAUAUAAAUGCUUUUACUUAUGAAUGCAGUAAUGAGCCAGGACUUUAUGCUUUGGGUCCACUAGUGGGGGAUAACUUUGUUCGGUUUGGUAUGGGUGGAGGAUUAGGAAUAGCGAAUCAUUUGUUCAAAGACGACAUGAAUGCAAUUAUUUAAAUAUUCCAUUUCUUCAUACAACUAUUCGAAAAUAGCUAGGCAUUCACACACAGACACAGAAAAGUACAUAUGAUACACAUUGCAAUUGUUGCAGGUGACAAAGAACACUUACUGUAUAUGGUUCAUUCACUAAAACAAAUAAAAACAUGCAACUGUAGCGUUUGAAGAUUUAAUAACUUGUCAAAAUGCUUCUAAAUCUUCACCUAGGUUUUUCUAACUUUUGGAUUUUGAAAAAAUAUUAACACAGUCUUUAUGCCUUUCCUUUUUUAUUAGUUUUGUUUUACUGGUAUGAAAAUUUGGACUGAUUAACUUUGGGUGAGACAAUGCCAGCACAUGUAGUCUUGCCUCCUUCAACUGUCUGAACAGAAGCUGUAAUUUGAAAUUUUCAGUAUGAUUGAAUCUAAUUUAUACAUAUAAUAUAUAUAGCUAAUGUGAAAAUGGUGUAUAAUUUUUUUUCAAUGUUCAAAUUCUUCUCACACAUUAAGGAACAAUACUAAUCUGUAGAGUUCUUCAGUUAAAUCACAAUAUUGUUUACAGCAUAUAUUCUUGUACAACAUUUUUUUGCAGAGGUUUGGCUACUUAUAAAUAGAAUCCUCCACUCCAGAAACCUAACCUUAUCUAGAGUGCACACUGUAUAUCCAUGAAACAGAACCAGAUGAUUGUCUAAUUGCAGCUGCUAUUUUGUAGUGGAUGUUACUGGAGCAGAAUAAUGGAAACAGAAGCAAAUUCUCACUGUGUCUUUUUGGUUCAUGUCAGUGAAUGUUUUGCUAGAAAUAGUUGAUAACUAAGUACUUUUAAGCACUACAUGGCUAGCCAUUGUUUCAUGGGUAUAUGACGUGCACUCUAAUGUCAAUAGAUCUUUAUAUUAUUAUACAAGUCUACAAAUUUGGCAUUAACUUUAGGGUGCUAAGGGGGGUGAGGGAGUACCAGGGCUGUAGCCACAAAUUCCUGAUUGGUCCGGUUUUCGAGGGUUUUCAGUUUUUCUUAUAUUUUUUUUCUUAUUUUCCUUAUAUUUUUUCCACGAAAGCGUACCGGUGGCUAUGGCCCUGAAUACGAAUCACAUACAUCAAAUUUCACAAAAUAAUAAAUAUAGGCCGUUUCACAUUUCACAAAAAAUAAAAAUGGUCAAAUCAUGGUUUCAAUAUAACCCCUUUGCCACCCUGUAAAAUUCAUUCAGGACCUUGGAUAUUUUUUUCAAUGUACCACAAUAUAGCAGGGUUGUGACUGCCAAAGAGACUUAAACAGUCUGAUAUUUAAGUAGACCUGUGUAAUGGUAUUUUUGAUCUAUUGUACUCUAUCUACAAGCACCAGCAAUUAUGACAUUUUUAUUUUUCAUUAUUUUUUAUCACUUUACAUUUGGAUAUAAACUGUAAUAAAACAUGGAUUUGACUAAA
Messenger RNA from Actinia tenebrosa (Australian red waratah sea anemone), 2654 nucleotides. RefSeq names its product oxidative stress-induced growth inhibitor 1-like. The record is from RefSeq and is a predicted model, not a curated record. NCBI's taxonomy places the organism in Eukaryota, Metazoa, Cnidaria, Anthozoa, Actiniaria, Actiniidae.